Cylicostephanus goldi is the source of this 603-nucleotide messenger RNA. The record is from the annotation of a GenBank genome assembly. NCBI's taxonomy places the organism in Eukaryota, Metazoa, Nematoda, Chromadorea, Rhabditida, Strongylidae.
AUGUGGAGAGUAACACCAGUCGCCGAGGCACAAACUUCCAAGGAAAUACGUUCUGCCGGAGGUGUUGGCUUGAUCUCAGAUAUUUUAAUUUCGAAUCUUCGUUCGUCAUGCGCUAUCGUUUCUUCCAACGACGCCUCUUAUGUGCAUUAUCUAGUCUGUGAUCAUAUCGAAUGUGGAGAUUUGCCACCAAAGGAGAGUUACGACCAAGUGGUUACUGUGUUCUUCGUGAAAAGCUGCCUGCUGAACAACCGCAUACUGAAAAUCUCCAGUCACCCUCUCUACAGACCAAUACCCGCUGUAGAGGGAAGCCAAGUGUUUCUAAACACUGUUAUUGUCGUCAGCUGUUUUAUUGAGUACGAGAGACUGGUCUUGUCGGAGCUCAUAAAGAGAUUUGGUGGACGAGUACAAGAAUCGCUAACGAAACGAAGCAAAGGGGAAUUAGUGGCUGUGACCCAUGUGGUAGGUGGCAGUGAAGGAGAACGUGUGCUUGAGGCUCGUAGACAGAAGUUUAAGGUGGUAGAUCCAUCUUGGAUUAUCGAGAGCAUCAUCAACGACAAACUUUUGAAAGAGGAACUUUUUCCACUUCGGGUACGUCAAUCAUGA